Cloeon dipterum is the source of this 825-nucleotide messenger RNA. It is a transcript of the gene boca, whose product is annotated as LDLR chaperone boca. The record is from RefSeq and is a predicted model, not a curated record. The transcript has 5 exons. The coding region runs from base 129 to 698 and encodes 189 amino acids. NCBI's taxonomy places the organism in Eukaryota, Metazoa, Arthropoda, Insecta, Ephemeroptera, Baetidae. Gene Ontology annotation, biological process: protein folding.
AAGGUUCAAGCAGUUCACCAAAGCGAAAUGAUCAUUUUUCCUCUUUCUUAAUCUUAACCAACCCCGAAGCGUUACGUGGAAUCAACCGAAUUUGAAGCCUAAAGCGUGAACUAUUGCGUGACUUGUGAAUGAUGAGAGCCAUGAGAGGGCUGCUCUUGCUUUUCUUGGUCUCUGUGGUGUUUAUUUGCUGCCACAGCAAGAAGGCACCUGACGGAUCAAAGCCAGAAUGGGCGAAAAAGGACAUUCGGGAUUAUAGUGAUGCAGAUAUGGAGAGACUACUGGAUCAGUGGGAGGAAGACGACGAGCCACUGGAAGAUGACGAGCUUCCAGAGCAUCUAAGGCCACAACCAAAAAUAGACUUAAGUCAGCUUGACAUGUCAGAUCCGGAGAAGAUGCUGAAGAUGACCAAGAAGGGCAAAACAUUGAUGGCUUUUGUUAAUGUGGAUCCAUCCUACCCGAGAGAGAAAACGGAGGAGGUCACUCAGCUCUGGCAGAGCAGUCUGAGGAACAAUCACAUCCAGGCGGAAAGGUACCUGAUUGGUGACAACAGAGCAAUUUUCAUGUUCAAAGACGGCUCAGUGGCUUGGGAAGCUAAAGAUUUCCUCGUUGAGCAAGAAGGAUGUCAGGAGGUUGUCAUUGAAAACAAAAAGUAUCCUGGGUUGAAACUGAAUCUCAAGAUGAAACGAGAAGAGCUGUGAGGCUUUUUGCAACAAGUUACCAAUUGUCCCUGCCUCAAAGCCGGAAUAUUGUGAGCAUAUUUAAUAAUGCCACACAAAAGGUUAUUUUUGCGGUGUAAAUAAAUUUAUGGUUAUCAUAUUUGGAUAA